AUGGUGGACGAGAUCAAGCAGGCCUUCGCCAAGUUUGACAAGGACAAAGACGGGCGUGUGAACGCGCUCGAGCUGGGCAAGAUCAUGCGCGAGAUGGGCCACAACCCCACCUACGGCGAGCUGGAAACCAUGAUCAAGGAAAACGGAGGCGGCGGAGUGAUGGACGUGAACGGCUUCCUGGGCAUGGUGGCCAAGAACUACUCCUCGGUCGACAACGAGCGCGACCUCAUCGAGGCCUUCCAGGUGUUCGACAAGGACGGCAAGGGGUUCAUCUCCGUCAUGGAGCUGCGGAGCAUCCUGUGCAACAUGGGCGAGAAGCUCACCGACCAGGAGGUCGAGGAGAUGCUCCGCAAUGCCUGCAUCCAGGGCGAUGGCAACGUCGACUACACCGCCUUCGUGCGCCACAUGCUCGCCCGCGACCAGUGA
Molecule: messenger RNA, 426 nt
Organism: Acanthamoeba castellanii str. Neff
Lineage: Eukaryota; Discosea; Longamoebia; Acanthamoebidae
Product: myosin IC light chain, putative
Exons: 2
Coding region: 1-426 (141 amino acids)
Cellular component (GO): myosin II complex
Molecular function (GO): calcium ion binding
Source: RefSeq, a predicted model, not a curated record